Molecule: messenger RNA, 2343 nt
Organism: Gracilinanus agilis (Agile Gracile Mouse Opossum)
Lineage: Eukaryota; Metazoa; Chordata; Mammalia; Didelphimorphia; Didelphidae
Gene: ECEL1
Product: endothelin converting enzyme like 1
Exons: 17
Coding region: 1-2343 (780 amino acids)
Biological process (GO): protein processing
Cellular component (GO): plasma membrane
Molecular function (GO): metalloendopeptidase activity
Source: RefSeq, a predicted model, not a curated record
AUGGAGCCCACUUACUCGCUGACGGCCCACUACGACGAGUUCCAGGAGGUCAAGUAUGUGAGCAAGUGCGGCCCCGGGAGCUCGGGGGGCGGCUCCCUGCCGCACGGCUUCCCCCUCCCGAGGGCCACCUCCAGCUCGGGCCGCGGCGCCUCAGGGGCCGGCCUGAGCCGCUGGAACCGGCGCGAGGUGUGUCUGCUGUCGGGGCUGGUGUUCGCCGCUGGCCUGUGCGCCAUCCUCGGGGCCAUGCUGGUCCUCAAAUACCUGGGGCCCGUGGCGGGCGCGGGCGGGGGCGCGGGGGGCGCCUGCUCCGAGGGCUGCCCGGAGCGCAAGGCCUUCGCCCGAGCCGCGCGCUUCCUGGCGGCCAACCUGGACGUCAGCAUCGACCCGUGCCACGACUUCUACUCGUUCGCGUGCGGCGGCUGGCUGCGGCGCCACGGCAUCCCCGAGGACAAGCUCACCUACGGCACGAUCGCCGCCAUCGGCGAGCAGAACGAGGAGCGCCUGCGGCGGCUGCUGGCGCGGCCAGGUGGCGGGCCCGGAGGCUCGGCGCAGCGCAAGGUGCGCGCCUUCUUCCGCUCGUGCCUCGACAUGGCCGAGAUCGAGCGGCUGGGCCCGCGGCCCAUGCUCGAGGUCAUCGACGACUGCGGCGGCUGGGACCUGCGCGGCAGUGGGGGCGGCGGGGCCCAGCGCUGGGACCUUAACCGGCUGCUGUACAAGGCGCAGGGAGUCUACAGCGCCGCCGCACUCUUCUCGCUCACCGUCAGCCUGGACGACAAGAACUCCUCGCGCUACGUCAUCCGCAUUGACCAGGAUGGGCUGACGUUGCCCGAGAGAACCCUGUAUUUGGCCCAGGAUGAAGAGAGUGAGAAGAUCCUGGCCGCCUAUCGGGUGUUCAUGGAGCGGCUGCUGGGCCUGCUGGGAGCAGAAUCCGUGGAGCAGAAGGCCCUGGAGAUUCUGCAGCUGGAGCAGAGGCUGGCCAAUAUAACUGUGUCUGAGUACGACGACCUGCGCCGAGACAUCAGUUCCAUGUACAACAAGGUGACCCUGGGACAGCUUCAACAGAUCACUCCUCAUCUCCGAUGGAAGUGGCUCCUUGACCAGAUCUUCCAAGAGGACUUCUCUGAAGAUGAAGAGGUGGUGUUGCUGGCCACAGAGUACAUGCAGCAGGUGUCCCAGCUCAUCCGCUCCACACCCCGCAGGAUCCUCCACAAUUACCUGGUGUGGCGGGUGGUGGUGGUUCUGAGUGAGCAUCUGUCCCAGCCCUUCCGAACAGCACUGCACGACCUGUCCCGGGAGAUGGAGGGCAGCGACAAGCCCCAGGAGCUGGCCAGAGUCUGCCUGGGCCAGGCCAACCGACACUUUGGCAUGGCCCUCGGGGCCCUCUUCGUGCACGAACACUUCUCAGCAGCAAGCAAAGCAAAGGUACAGCAGCUGGUAGAGGAUAUCAAACACAUUCUCGGCCAACGUCUGGACGAACUGGACUGGAUGGACAAGGAAACCAAGGCAGCAGCGAGGGCCAAGCUCCAGUACAUGAUGGUGAUGGUGGGGUACCCUGAUUUCCUGCUCAAGCCAGAAGCCAUUGACAAGGAGUAUGAGUUUGAGGUCCAUGAGAAGACCUAUUUUAAGAACAUCUUGAACAGCAUCCGCUUCAGCAUCCAGUUAUCAGUCAAGAAGAUCCGGCAGGAGGUGGAUAAGUCCGCGUGGCUGCUCCCCCCACAAGCUCUGAAUGCAUAUUAUCUUCCCAACAAGAACCAAAUGGUGUUCCCAGCUGGCAUCCUCCAACCUACUCUCUAUGACCCUGACUUCCCACAAUCUCUGAACUAUGGGGGUAUCGGCACUAUCAUUGGGCACGAGCUGACCCAUGGCUACGAUGACUGGGGGGGCCAGUAUGACCGCUCAGGGAACCUGAUGCACUGGUGGACGGAGGCCUCCUACAGCCAGUUCCUCCGCAAGGCAGAAUGCAUUGUCAGCCUCUACGACAACUUCACGGUCUACAACCAGCGGGUCAGUGGGAAGCACACGCUGGGGGAGAACAUUGCCGACAUGGGCGGCCUCAAGCUCGCCUAUUAUGCUUAUCAGAAGUGGGUUCGGGAACACGGCCCAGAGCAUCCCCUCUACCGCCUCAAGUACACCCACGACCAGCUGUUCUUUAUUGCCUUUGCCCAGAACUGGUGCAUCAAGCGGAGGUCCCAGUCCAUCUACCUUCAGGUGCUGACUGACAAGCAUGCCCCAGAGCACUACAGGGUGCUGGGCAGUGUGUCCCAAUUUGAGGAGUUUGGCCGGGCCUUCCACUGCCCCAAGAACUCUCCCAUGAACCCAGCUCAUAAGUGCUCCGUGUGGUGA